CGAGACCUCUUGGUUCAGACAGUGCCACAAGAUCGCGUCUUUCAACGCGCUGCUGCCUGAUAGGAGCAGGAGGCACGCCACAUGGUCUCGGUGGUUGUCAUUACGAAACCGAAACUUAAAACUCGGUUCAGCUUGGUUUAUACCGAAGGUGAGCGAGUCGACCAAGAUGGUAGAAACAUAAAGAAGAAGGCUAAGAGCUGUGUGAUAACCCUACAGAGAUCAUGGCCUCCUUUGGUGCGUGCUUACUGUCCCUGACCCUUAUCUGCGCUAUCAUUGCUGGAACCUCCGAAUUUGUGCAACUGAAGUGUAAUGAUAACAACAAUGGACGGUUCGGCCAACAGUCAUUAUUGGAGUGCAUUCUGAUUCUUUCAGAAGAGGCAACAGAUGUACAGAUAAAUAGGAUUAUUUGGAAGAAAAAUGGAGCCGAGACUGCUUUAAGAUUAGAUUAUAAAAGAGGUUCUACCCUUAAAUCUGAACCACGCUUUACAUUGGCUCAGCGAUAUAACAUCCACUUUGAUGUCUCGAUGCUGGUGACCAACACCCUGAUGGCAGAUCGUGGGAACUACACGUGCAUAGUGGAGACCAAUAGAGGCUUUUGUAAGAGCUCAGCCCCCCGCCUCCGCCUCUCAGUCCCAUAUAGCACUCCAAAGAUCAACCGCAGUAGGAACCCUAACCAGAACGUCGCCAUGACCCUUUCCUGCACCGCUACUGGCGGUUAUCCAGAAGGGAAAAUCCUUUGGUUUGACGAAUAUGGAACGGAUUGGUCCCCCAGCUCCCAACAGGAAGCUAUCAAGACCACAGAUGGACGUUUGAACCUCGUCAGCAAGCUGGACCUGCUUUCAGGCUCUUCAUUCUCCACGUACACAUGUGCAGUCCACAAUAACAGAGGAGAACGGGAAGGAGAGACCCAGUAUAACGUUUCGGAUCUAGACCCUCAGUCAGUCCGGCAUGAAGGAAAAACACAAAAGUCAGAUUUGGCAUCCAAAAUCGUCAUCCCUGUGGUCAUCAUUGGAUCUGUGAUCAUUGGGCUGCUGAUAGUCCGUCUUCUAAAACCACACUGUCAAAGUUCCCAUCAAGCACUCCCAACAAACAACGAUUGUGGUUAUGAAGAUGAACUUCAAACCAAAACCAAGCCUGAGGGAGAAUACAGCAGCUGUGUAACACCCCAACCCUCAAAUACGACUCUCAGCUGUAUCUUCCACUGAAGUCUAAGGACUCUUUACAACCUCUCCUGGACUUCCUGGAGGAUAUUAAAGGCUGGAUGGCAACUAACUUCCUUCAGUUAAACAGCAAUAAGACAGAAGUCAUGAUCUUUGGCCCUCCCAAAUCAAAACAAACUUGUGUCAGCAACCUAGAUCACCUUGAACCUUUUGUCAAGUCCCAUGCUAGAAACCUUGGUGUCAUCCUUGAUUCAGAGCUUUGUCUUGACAAGCAAAUUUGUGCUGCUGUCAAAAACAGUUUUUACCAGUUACGCGUAAUUGCCAAAAUCAAACCUUUCCUGUCUCCUAAAGACCUUGAAAAAAUCAUCCAUGCCUUCAUUACAUCACGGCUGGACUAUUGUAAUUCCUUAUACAUAGGCCUACCCAGUCCCUACUAAACCGCCUUCAGAUGGCCCAAAAUGCAGCUGCAAGACUGCUGACAGGCACUAAAAAACAUGACCACAUCACACCAGUUCUUGCCUCCUUGCAUUGGCUUCCUGUUCAUUUUAGAAUUCAGUGGCACAGGAGGGGAAGCACACAAAAAUCAAUAAUAUAACCAAUUUAUAAUGUAUCAUUAAACACACACAUUAAGUGUAAAGACAAAAGGUUGCUUUUUGCGUUCAAUUUUUUAUAGGAUAGGAGAUCCUAGAAUCCUCAGAUAGUUUACUAUCUGAGGAUCCUAUCCUCUUGAGGCCCUCCUGACAUCACACGUUCAUAUUAACGGGCUUGUCACAUGAGAAUAACAUCAUCCAGACUGCUGAAAUGUGUACACCUGAUUUACUUAUUGUUGAUGAAUGAUUCCAACUGAUGCACGCUCUUUGCUACAUUUCAAUACAGAUUUGAUAAAUAAGUACAGCACGCAAAUCACAUGGAAUUAUAAUUUCACUAAUCUCAAUGUGAAACUAAGACAGUCAUUAUGUUGGUAGGUUGAUAUAUAUAUAUUUUUUUAACGGAUUGCUUUUUCUUUCAGUUUGUGUUGUUAGUUUUGGUUUACUAUAAUCACACCGGUUGUGACUACUUUAUGGCAUGGGCCCAACUCUCUCCACAGCUCUCUGCAUGAUAAUUGAACACUUGUCGUUCGGUGAUCAACGAUUCAGCACAAAAAGAUUAUUAUUUUUUUAAAACUUUUUUGGGGGAUAGUGCGCAGGAGGUGUGCAUUUAGUCAUUUUUAUCAAUGUCAUCAACUGGUCUCAUGUUAAAAGCAUUAUUUGGUGCUAAUAAGUUGAAUAAAGACUUUCAAAAAACAGAUAUCACAAAUAAAUUUGCCACAAAUGCUACAGGCCAGUAGUUUUUAAUGGUGUGCCUUCGAGGCCAUGCCAUUUUGUGGGCUUGAAGACAUGAUCCUAUCCUUGUGAGACCAUCCUGAGGUCACAAGUUCAUAUUAACGGGCUGGUCAGAUGAGAAUAACAUCAUCCAGACAUACCUACUGUGUACACCUGAUUUACUUAUUGUUUAUGAAUGAUUUCACGUGAUGCACGCUCUUUGCUACAUUUCAAUAAAUAUUAGAUAAACAGUA
Molecule: messenger RNA, 2715 nt
Organism: Gadus morhua (Atlantic cod)
Lineage: Eukaryota; Metazoa; Chordata; Actinopteri; Gadiformes; Gadidae
Product: butyrophilin subfamily 2 member A2
Exons: 8
Coding region: 222-1205 (327 amino acids)
Biological process (GO): cell surface receptor signaling pathway; negative regulation of T cell proliferation; T cell costimulation
Cellular component (GO): external side of plasma membrane
Source: RefSeq, a predicted model, not a curated record